This is a messenger RNA of Papaver somniferum (opium poppy), 2196 nucleotides long. RefSeq lists its product as uncharacterized. The transcript is spliced from 5 exons. The coding region runs from base 1 to 2196 and encodes 731 amino acids. The record is from RefSeq and is a predicted model, not a curated record. Lineage: Eukaryota; Viridiplantae; Streptophyta; Magnoliopsida; Ranunculales; Papaveraceae.
AUGGAUUUAUCAGUUGUUGACCUAAAUACUUCUUAUGAAGAAAGUCCUUCGAUCGAUCUUACUUCUGAUACUGAAUACCGAUGUCUUGCUUGGAGGCCAGAAAAUCACAGAACUUCAUCGGAAAAUGUUUGGGUUCAUUUACCUGGACUUAGCCUAGAGUAUUGGGAAGAAAAAACUCUACUCACAAUAGGAAGAGCUCUGGAGGAGCCAAUCAAAAUUGAUGAUGCAACACUGAAUUAUGAAACAGGUUAUUAUGCUAGAAUGCUUAUCAAUAUUGAUUUUUCAAAGAAGGUUCCUAAUAAACUUUGGAUCAAAACAAAGCAUGGUGGAUUUAUGCAAUCAGUUCUUCUAAUAAAUCCUCCUAAGUUUUGUCAGCAUUGCAAAUUUGUUGGUCAUCUGCUAAUGGAAUGUCAUUUCAAAACUACCCAAAGUAAUGAAGAAGGAGUAAAUAAAAGUGGUGAGCAAGCUAAAAUACAGACUCCAGUACAAGAGGAUAAUCUAAUUGAACAUAGUGUGGUAAAAUAUGUCAAUGGAAAGGAUGGCUCUAUAUCAACAGCAAGUGUUCCUGUCACUUCAUGGUCUAGAGUUGUUCAAAAACCUUCAACAUCCAAGCCAUCACCUUCUUCAAAUGUUGACUCUGAAGUAAUAACAAAGGUUAGUGUUGCCAUUACUUCAUCUAAUGUUCAAAUUCCUAAUAAAUAUAAUUUCAGAAAAAAUCCUGGCAAGGGGGGGUCUGAGAGGCCCUCAACCAAAACCAUGAAAGUUCUCUUUUGGAAUCUUAGAGGCCUUAGAAGAGAAAGUCAGAUGAUAACAAUAAUCAUUGGUGGAGUUCUUAUUUCUGGAGUUCAUGCCCAUGUUGGAAUUAAUCAAAGAAAAUUCUUAUGGUCUGAGAUGGAAAUGAUUAGUGAUUUAAAGAUGCCUUGGUUGGUCAUUGGGGACUUUAAUGUGAUUACUUCAAUAGAAGAAAAAGUGGGUGGCAGAAGUCCAAACAAGAAGACAAUGAUGGAUUUUCUCAACUGUCUUAAUAAUUGUGAACUUAUACAAGCUCCUAAAUUUGGAAUUCAACACUCUUGGUCUAACUAUCAACAUGGAAAUAAAAGAAUACUGUGCAAUCUGGACAGAGCUAUUUUUAAUCAGUUAUGGCUUCAAAAGUAUGAAGACUGGAUUUAUAAAGUUGGUCUCAGAAUAGCCUCAGAUCACUCUCCUUUGUUGGGAGGAAAUGUAAGUAUUCCUAAACCAAAAAAUACACCAAUGAAGUUUCAGAAGAUGUGGAUUUCUCAUCCAGAAUUUCUAGAAGUAGUUCAACAAUGUUGGUCAGCUCCAAUUGAUAGUGAUACAGCUUUUAUCUUUCAAAAUAAACUUAAAAGAUUAAAGAAAGCUCUUAAUGAUUGGAACUGGAAGGUUUUUGGAAAUAUUCAUACUCAUAUUAAAGAAGCUGAAGUUAAAGUUCAAGAAGCUAUGCUUAAUUCAGAUAGGAAUCCUUUUGAUGAACCAACUUUAAGUAAGCUAAUUGAAGCUCAAAAUAUUUACAAUACUAAAGAAGUGCAGCAAGCAAGAAAUCUCAUUAGUUUAUUGGAAGAUGGUGAUGGAGAAAUAAUUACAGAUCAAGAUAAAAUUGUUGAGAAACUUGUGAAGCAUUUUGAGCAAAAAUUCAAAUUUCAGCAAGUAGUUAUUGACCAGUCUUUACUUAAUACAAUUCCUGCAGUAAUAACAUCUAUGGAUCAGAAUAUGUUGGAUGCAAUCCCAUAUGAAGAAGAGAUUAAGAAGACAGUUUUUAGCAUGGAUCCAUAUAGCUCUCCUGGUCCUGAUGGCUUCUCUGGAUGCUUCUACAAAACCUUUUGGAGUAUAGUUCAAAAAGAUGUCAUACAGGCAGUUCAAUUAUGUUGGAGGAGAAGGUUUAUUCCUAAAGGUUUGAACUCCAACUUCUUAGUCCUCAUACCAAAAAUAGAAGGAGCAAAAAUUCCCAGCAACUUUAGGCCAAUAGGACUGAGCAAUGUAAUUUUCAAAAUCUUCACCAAAAUUCUGGCUAUAAGAAUAAGCACUUUGUUGCACAAGUUAAUAUCUCCUCAACAAGCAGCAUAUGUGAAAGGUAGAAGCAAUCAAGAGCAAAUGUUAUUGGCUUCUGAGAUGGUUAAUGAAAUGAAAAAGAAAAGAAGUGGUAAUGUUGGAUUAAAGCUUGAUAUUUCACAAGAUUAA